AGACGUGUGUCGAAUGUGAAACACUAAGGUAGUUAGAGCUGUUCAGCUUGGAGCUAGAGCUAACUGUAGCUAUCUAUUUAUGCAGUUACCUAUCAUAUUUGAAAUGUAUUUCCAUUUAUGCACAGUAUAUAUCUUUCCUUUUCUAUUUUUCUAUGCAUUUCAUUAUGUCGCUAUGUCAUUUCAUUUAUGUCAUUUACAUGUUUUACUUCAUAUUUACUAAUUUAUAUAAUUGUGUGUGUCUCACUCACAUUUCUGUGUACAUAUGAAAUCAGAGGAGAGCUUUAAAAAACAUGUACUUAUUUAUUAUUUGUCCUUAUUAUUUGUCUGAUUUAUAUCAGUGUUUAUUUACUCUUGCAUUUACCUGUGUUUUUCCUCCAUUUCUUUGCUAGUUUCUGCCCUCAGUGAAAUAUUUGGUUUCACAAAUGUGCACUUAUUAUGAACUGUACAUGUGUAAAAUGCAAAUAUUAUUUUAACAUUAUUUAAAUAUUAUUGUAUUGUAUUUCCAUGACACUACAUUACCACAUUUGAAAUACAUUCAUUUAGUUUCCCCUUUGUUCAGUACAUAUUUCCUUAUGAUCACAUUAUUAUAGCCAUUUCAUUGAUAUCUAAAAUAAUAUUACUGAUUGUCUAGAUUGAUAGGUGAAGUGAAGCUGGUGGUAUGUGUAAUGUAUUUGCCAUGUCGGCGCUGCCUGUCGUGUUCGUCAUGCUCUCCUUCUCUCUUGACAAUCAAGCGCUCUUAUAAUCUGGUCAGUCCCUAAAUAGAGACCUGAGUUAAUGAGGGUAGAGACAGAUUAUCUCCUCAUUGCUAUUGUCUCGCAAAAAGACUGUACUCUGUAGAUAAGAAGUGAAAGGGAGUCAGGGUAUUUGUUGAUGUUAAUAUAAGUAGAUUGAUUUGGAUGCACUGUUUUUGUUUGUCAAAUGGCCUCACAAUAUUAAUGUUAUUAACAAAAGAGUGUCUGUUUGUAUAGAUGGCCGCAUGUAAAACCCUCCAGUCAUGCUCAACACCGUUCAUUAGAGACACACAGGAAGAUGACAAAACACAAACGCAGCCAUUUUUCCUCUGUUUUUUCUCCUCCUUUUUCUCAGCAGCAGUGCAGUCAGCUGCAGGUCACGUGAACGGCUGCCUCUUUCUACUGAGCAUGCUCAGACCCAUCAGUGUUGUCAGGCAAAAUAUAAGACAGCAGUAGGAGCCGAGAUCUGCAAUAGAUAAACACAGCGGCGGCUUUGCUCUGAUGAGACAGGCUUUUAAAAAGCAACAUUGUAGGUCUGCGUCUUUAAAUAUUUGCCUUUGCCUCGGGAUUUUAAGGGAGGGAGGAAGGUGCGCUCUUGAAGAGAGGGGGGAGGCAGCAGAGGCAAGGACAGAGUCCCGGUCUCCAUCCCUCUGUGAAGAUAUCCGGUCGUCAAUCGCCUUGGAAAUAAGACAAAAUGAACCACUGGACUCCAGGUUCUGAACAUGCCUGAGUGAGCUCCAGUACAGCAGAUCCAAUGGACAUCAAAGGGCAGUGCUGGACAGACGAGGAGUCGGACGGCGACAACGAGUCGGAACAGUUCCUCUACGGCAUCCAGGGGAGCUGUGCAGCAGAUCUCUAUCGCCACCCACAGCUGGAUGCAGAUAUCGAAGCAGUGAAAGACAUUUACACCGACAGUGCUGUGUCUGUCAGGGAGUAUGGAACGAUUGAUGACGUGGACAUCGACCUUCACAUCAACAUCAGUUUCUUAGAUGAGGAGGUUGCCACGGCUUGGAAAGUCAUCAGAACCGAGCCCAUUAUUCUGAGACUGCGCUUUUCUCUUUCUCAGUACCUCGAUGGCCCCGAGCCGUCCGUAGAAGUGUUCCAGCCGUCCAACAAAGAUGGCUUCAGCCUCGGACUUCAGCUUAAAAAAAUCCUGAGCACGUUCACGUCUCAGCAGUGGAAGCACCUCAGUAAUGAGUUCCUCAAAGCCCAGCAAGAGAAGAGGCACAGCUGGUUCAAAGCUGGGGGAACGAUCAAGAAGUUCCGUGCGGGGCUCAGCAUCUUCUCCCCCAUACCCAAAUCUCCCAGUUUCCCUCUGAUCCAAGACACGGUGUUGAAAGGAAAGCUGAGCGUUCCGGAGCUCAGAGUGACCCGACUGAUGAACCGAUCCAUCUCGUGUACCAUGAAGAAUCCAAAAGGAGAACUCUUCAGUUACCCCCCCAACAGCCAGACUGUGGCUGUCCCGGCGGCCAGGGCCCCUGCGCAGAUUACCACGAGGCAGCUGAUUGAAUUGUUUUUCUCAUCCCAGGCGGGGGGCCACUGCAAGAACAUCCCAACCUUGGAAUAUGGCUUUUUAGUGCAGAUAAUGAAGUACUCGGAACAGAGAAUCCCCACUCUGAAUGAAUACUGCGUGGUGUGUGACGAACAGCAUGUCUUUCAGAACGGAUCCAUGCUGAAGCCGGCCGUCUGCACACGGGAGCUGUGUGUGUUUUCCUUCUACACGCUGGGUGUGAUGUCCGGAGCUGCAGAGGAAGUGGCCACUGGGGCUGAGGUGGUGGACCUGCUCGUGGCUAUGUGCCGAGCUGCUCUGGAGUCUCCACGUAAGAGCAUCAUCUUCGAGCCCUACCCCUCGGUUGUUGACCCCAAUGACCCCAAGACUUUGGCAUUCAACCCAAAGAAGAAUUAUGAGAGACUGCAAAAGGCAUUGGACAGUGUCAUGUCUAUCCGGGAAAUGACCCAGGGCUCAUAUUUGGAGAUCAAAAAACAGAUGGACAAACUGGACCCUUUGGCUCAUCCUCUGCUUCAGUGGAUCAUUUCCAGUAACCGGUCUCACAUUGUCAAGCUCCCCCUCAGUAGGCAACUGAAAUUCAUGCACACCUCCCACCAGUUCCUGCUGCUCAGCAGCCCCCCGGCCAAAGAGGCUCGCUUCCGCACUGCCAAGAAGCUCUACGGCAGCACCUUCGCCUUCCAUGGUUCCCAUAUAGAGAACUGGCACUCUGUUCUGAGAAAUGGACUAGUCAAUGCCUCUUAUACCAAACUGCAGCUGCAUGGGGCAGCGUACGGAAAGGGCAUCUAUCUAAGCCCCAUCUCCAGCAUAUCGUUCGGAUACUCAGGAAUGGGGAAAGGACAGCACCGCAUGCCCACUAAAGACGAGCUGGUGCAGCGCUACAACCGCAUGAACACCAUCCCACAGAGUCGUCCGAUCCAAUCAAGGUUCCUUCAGAGUCGGAAUCUCAACUGCAUCGCUCUGUGUGAAGUGAUAACAUCCAAGGACCUGCAGAAACACGGCAACAUCUGGGUGUGUCCCGUGUCUGACCACGUUUGUACUCGCUUCUUUUUUGUGUACGAAGACGGACAAGUGGGAGAUGCCAACAUCAACACACAGGAGCCCAAGGUGCAGAAGGAGAUCAUGCGUGUGAUCGGGACGCAGAUCUACUCCAGCUAAUGUCGGUGCUCUGCCGUGGCUGAGGGCGGACGGACGGAUGGACGGAGUGUUUGGACGGAGCUGACCUCAGACCCGGCGUUGAAGUCUCUCUGAGCACAUUUCUUUCAAAUUCAUGCUUCUCAUUUGACUCCUCGGUCUGUGACUCAACCACAUUCAGGCCUAAAAAAAAAACCUCUGCUGCUGCACUUUCAAUUAAUUUUCUGAUGCUUUAUUUCGUUUUUCAGCUGCCACCCAUUUAUGAUUCGCUAUUAUCUGUGUUUAGAAUUAUUCAGAAAGCGAGGUGCAGCUGAACACUGGGAGCACUUUCAUACCACAUACAUACAUUUUUUUAUUAAUAGUUUUGCAUUAUCAAAACUUUUAAAAGCCUAAAAAAUAUAUAGAUAUUUAAAUUUUGUCAAAUGUUUUUUCGUUUAUGUCUUCUGUUCAUCUUCAUCCUAUUUUAAUUAAUUUAUGAAUCAUAAUUAAUAUAUUUUGUUAGUUAUUUAAUAUCCUUUUGGGAUCGUUCAAAUUGAAACAUUAAAAUUGGAUUUAUAUGAACAAAUGCAUCUAACAAAGAAAAACACCAGAUUAUAUCAGGUUAAAGCUGAAUGAGAACUGACUGAAAUAUAUGAUGGAUUUAAUAUGAAUGCAAAAUCUCUGUUUCACUCCCAGAUUUGUUUCAUAUAAAAUCCUUGCCUCCCUAACAAGUGUGUUUAAAUUGACCUAUAAACACAUUAUUUAAAUUGCAGAUUAUAGUGUAGAAAAUAUUUAAUAUUAACAAGAAACAUUAAAAUUGGUCAUUUUAAAUUCACUCUUCCACUCACCUUUGAUAAUGUAGCAAAGUGAAAGCAUAAAUACUUGCAUUCAUAUUUACCAUCACGUUUCAGGUGCGAUGGAUCGUAAUGAAGCUUUGACGUCUCAUCCCAGCUCAAUUCUGUCAUACACUCAAACCAAAAGACACCUUUGUCAAGGCAACACUAAUUCAGUGCAGUCACACAUGUAAUCUGUUGACAAAUAUAUAUGAUCAAUACACCAAUACGGGCAUAUUCAGAACACCAAUAUUGUGUCUGCCAUUUCACGGUAAUGUCUGAUGGUCAGCUGUACAAACCACAGGGACCGUUUUACUCUGCUCCUGGCGGGCCUCAGCCUCUCAUCCCCACCUUAUAGACGACGUAAAGACUUCAAGGGGAUCACAACGGAGGACGGCCUUGUAUAGCUACUACAUCUGAUCAGUUAGUCCUGUUAUUGUGCGUGUGUGUUUCCUCUACAUGAUACUAGACCUUGCACUUACUCAGCGUUUGCCUAAACUGGAGAAGUGGACUGGUGAAGAGCAGAGGAGCGGGACAUCCAACAUCAUAUCUGUACUCUGAAGGGCUCACGGUGUCUUAUGGGGCUGAAAAUGACAGCAAGGCGGAGCUAAAUGUACAUAAUGGACUCUGAUGAAGACUCAGAAAUGCAAAGGUGGUCAUGUGAUCUGAGCCUGUGCUGACACCGUCCCGGACCGGAGGAUACUGGAAUGAUGCACAGAGACGCUGGUUAUAUUUGACCAUAGAAGCCGACAAUGUGGGUUAAGGAAUAAAGCCUGAUUUUGCACAGUUUUACACAUGGAUUCUUUUCUUUUUGUUGUUCUGCCCUGUGCCUCUGUUCAUUCUGGCCACCAGGUGGCAGCUCUGCUCCGUCAGUCGAUCAUUUCAUCAUUUAUUUAUAUAGUUAUCUUUGAAUUAAUCAAGUGAUUGUAUAACGGUUAUUGAUUAAUGAUUUACUCCUCUUUUCCUUGGACAUUUUCUUGCAUGUUUUUUCUCCUAAUAUUCAGUCUUAUUCUUUCAUCUGUUUCUCCUCACAGCUUCCACGCAAUCCACUACAUUUAUAACCCCAAAACAGUAGAGAAAAGUGUCAUAUAUUUCUGUCAAAUCCUCAAUUUUGCAAUGGAAUAAUUUCCUAUACGACACGUAAGUGUUUAUUAUGCUUUAUUUCCUUUUAUCUACAAUCAUGCUUCAAAAUAAUAUGGUGCUUUUAUAAGGAUAUAUAAUCAUUAUUAAAGUAUAAGUUUUAACGUAUGAUUGAAAGCAUAAUAAACACACAAUCACGUGUGUAUCUGUAUAUUUGUGAGCAGCAAAAUUACCAACUGUUUGCUACAAACGUGAUGUUGCUGAUGGCAACUUCGAGUGCUAUUGCAACAACACUUCCUUCCAACCAGAAACCCAUCUUGUGCAUUACUUUUGGCUCAAUGUAGAAAGUACCCACUGUAAACAGUGCAAAUUCCCAAAGAUGUUAGUGGUUGGUCCUGCUGAAAUCUCUGUGAGGACCGCCAAAUGACUGGUCCAGCUCUGACUGACUCACAAAAGUAGAUGUUUUUGGGACGUGAUAAAGGCCACAGACUCCGUGAGUCAAGG
Synchiropus splendidus (mandarinfish) is the source of this 5768-nucleotide messenger RNA. Its product is annotated as protein mono-ADP-ribosyltransferase PARP6. The transcript is spliced from 23 exons. Gene Ontology annotation, cellular component: membrane; intracellular anatomical structure; nuclear envelope. Lineage: Eukaryota; Metazoa; Chordata; Actinopteri; Syngnathiformes; Callionymidae. Gene Ontology annotation, biological process: endoplasmic reticulum unfolded protein response. Gene Ontology annotation, molecular function: protein serine/threonine kinase activator activity; kinase binding; NAD+ poly-ADP-ribosyltransferase activity. The coding region runs from base 1486 to 3396 and encodes 636 amino acids. The record is from RefSeq and is a predicted model, not a curated record.